GCUGUAUUAAAGUUUUGAACAACCUUCCUUACCAGCUUUAUAUAUUUCUCUCAAUUUCCAUCUUUCUUGCUCCAAAGAUCAUCUUCUUUAAAAAACAAAAGAAAGACUCUCUUCUCUCUACAGCUUUGAUCAUAUGGAUGAUCCAAAAGAGAACAAGAACUCGCCGUGGCUAUCAGUACCACAGUUUGGAGACUGGGAUCAAAAGGGAGGAACCGUUCCUGAUUACUCAAUGGAUUUCUCAAAGAUCAGAGAGAUGAGGAAACAGCACAAGAGAGAUCCUUCUCGAGCCAGUCUUGGCAAUGAACAAGACUUCAUUAACCCUUUUCAUAAUCAACCUACUUCGGUUGAUCAUAAAACUAAGGCUAAGCUCACGACCGUCCACAGUGACAACAACAUAACCGACAACGACUUCUCUCACCACCAGCGACAUCCUCCAUCUACGAGGAGAAGAAUCUUCAGCUACUUCAACUGCUGCGUUAAAGCUUGAAGGUAUCUUAUAAAAGAGAUGUCAGAGAUGAUGAGGAGAUGUGUUUCAGUUAUUUAUAAUGAAGACAGAAAUGAAAAAUGGAAGUGACACCUUUUUCACAUACAUUCCUGCGAAAGCAGCAGCGUUUAUGUGCGGUUUACUGUUAUCUUACAAUUGUCUAACUAUGUUUUGGUAAAUUUCAAAUAUAUAGUUAGCUUUCCUUCUUUUCUUCUGAUGCAGUUGUUGGUUUUAUUUAGAGAUUGGUAACUUUUCAAUAUUGUGAAUCUGUGAUAUAUUAAUAUUACUAUAAAAAUGCAUUAAGAUUAU
Eruca vesicaria subsp. sativa (arugula) is the source of this 793-nucleotide messenger RNA. Lineage: Eukaryota; Viridiplantae; Streptophyta; Magnoliopsida; Brassicales; Brassicaceae. The record is from the annotation of a GenBank genome assembly.